CGUUAAACCAGCAACAACUUAAUAAAAGACCAAUGAUUAUAACAUCACUCACCUAAUAAGGACUAUGCUGUGCUUCCAGUUUCUAUUCUUUUUGAUUCUUAGCUCUUUGGUUGUGAAUGGACAGAAACCCGGGGACGUAAGACUGGUCGGUUCCACCUUGCCUUUUGAAGGAAGGCUGGAAGUGUUCUUUUUUGGUGCUUGGGGAACGGUUUGCGAUGACAGGUUCACCAUAGUAGAUGGUGCUGUAGCCUGCAGACAGCUAGGCUAUAAUGACGGAGCGGAGAGAACCGAGACGACGGGGCUUGCAAGUUCACGUUUCAGUCCAGGGACAGGAGAUAUACUAAUGGACGGCCUGGAAUGCAAGGGAGACGAGAAAAAAUUAGGGGACUGUCCUUUUAAUGGUUGGGGACUGAACGACUGUGUGCAUUAUGAAGACGUCGCAGUUAUUUGCAAAUUCUCAAAACCGAGUCUUCCAAAACCAAACGUUACCUCAGUUCGAAUAGCCUGCCCAGAAUCUGACUACGGCCUAGGUACAUGCAUAAAUACAUGUAGCCUUCCGUCGACUACAUGCAAUAACGAAACAGAAGUAGCACAGAUUGGUAUCGUUGAGAGACUGGUCAAUAAUUCUUGGUAUCCCAUACCAAGUAGUGACUGGGACCAAGCAUCAGCUCAAGUGGUUUGCAACCAAUUGGGGUAUCCUAGAGCUGGACCAAUACCGAGCAUUGAUGAGAUUUUCCCACGGAGAAGAUGUGGUCGGCCACGUAAUGCAGCUCGCUGUGCAGCAAUAAGAAAUUUCAAUGAUCGCUUGUCAAAGACAGUUACUGAAGGGUUGGCUUGCAUUGGGAGUGAGACUUCUAUCGAUGAUUGUAUAAUUACAUCUUAUGCUGUGAAGCAGUCAUCAGCUCUUAAUGUGGCUACAAUACAGUGCCUUCAUGAUUCCACUAGGAUUGCCGAUUGUGAGAAUUACAACUACACUAAUAGCAGUAGAGAGCUGUAUAGGCUUCGCGGUGGUCCAGUCCCUUGGAAAGGACGGGUAGAGGUGAAGGUAGGAGGGGUCUGGGGCUCAAUUUGUGAUCUUAGUUGGGACGUUAAGGAUGCUAACGUUGUCUGUCGUAAUCUUGGUUUCGGCUAUGCUGAAGCUGUGUUCACUCGCUCACAAUUUGGACGAAGUUCAGCCACUACCCACUUUAGUGGACUAAGGUGUAAUGGGAAUGAGGAUAUCUUAUCAGACUGCUCUAGUAAUACUGGUGGUUUACUUCGGCGUGAUGCUCACAGCUAUUGUGUAUUUCACUCUGGAGAUGUAGGAGUGGAAUGUGGCAUGCCAGCCUGCAAUAAAGAGCCUGAGGUUCGUUUUGCUACUACUGGGUCUGAGACUAUGAUUGAAGUUAACGGCCCCCUUGGCUGGGGCCGGUUGUGCUUUGAUAAUAAAUUGAAGUACACGGAGGCCCACGUCUUGUGUCGGGACAUAUCUGGGGAGUUGGCAGCAAGUUUUGGACCAAUAACGGACUUGUCGUAUCUUGGUCUUUCCUAUUCAGCUCAAUAUAACUGCACGGGAGAUGAGCUUCACUCGUCAGAAUGCAGGGAAAGUAUUACAAGGACUUUUUGUUUUGAUUAUACGAGUAUUGAAUGUGCUCAAGGUCUCCCUGAUUUGGUUCCAAUGGUGGACCAGUUUGAAAGGUCUCUUAGGUCCUAUCCAUACGUACACCUGAUACCAAUGUACUACCUCACCUGUGCUUUAGAGGAGCAGUGCCUAUCAAGCAGCGCCUACAGACAUGCUGAUAACCUCUAUCAUAUCCGUCGCCUGUUAAGAUUUGAUAGUUUAACUAUGAACUAUGGGACUUCUCAAUUCCUCCCGAGCCUCCCGUCUUCUGAAUGGGAAUGGCACACCUGUCAUCAGCACUAUCACUCUUUUGAGGCCUUCAUUAGCUAUGACGUUUUGAAUAAAGAUGGAGAAAAAGUCGCCGAGGGCCACAAAGCUAGCUUCUGCCUUGAAGACAGCACGUGUCGAGGUCUUGGGGCCUACAUGUAUUAUCGCUGCUCGACUGGUAAUCAGGGAAUUUCUAAGAACUGUGGGGAUCUCUACGGGAGCCAUCUUGAUUGUCAGUGGAUUGAUAUCACUGAUCUGUCACCAGGGGAAUACAUCGUAAGACAGAUAGUGAAUGAAGAAGCAGGUGUGGGGGAGAGUGAUUACAGGAAUAACGUCAUACAGUGCGAGGUUGAAUAUAUGAGUAAUUUAUAUCAACUUAAAGUUGGAAAGUGUUCUCACUCUGAUCACAUUUGAGAAGUAGGAACAAAACUGUAAUUUUCAUACUGUUUAACAUCUUUAAUUACAUGAGAUGAGAAAAUUAUUUUUUUUGAUUUUGACUGUCAUUUCUAUAAAUAUUUUUAUAUUGCUACUUUUUUGACAAUUGCUAUUAUUUGCAAUCACAAAAACUUGUU
Amphimedon queenslandica is the source of this 2439-nucleotide messenger RNA. RefSeq names its product lysyl oxidase homolog 2-like. Gene Ontology annotation, molecular function: protein-lysine 6-oxidase activity; copper ion binding. The record is from RefSeq and is a predicted model, not a curated record. Lineage: Eukaryota; Metazoa; Porifera; Demospongiae; Haplosclerida; Niphatidae. Gene Ontology annotation, biological process: collagen fibril organization; peptidyl-lysine oxidation. Bases 65 to 2281 code for a protein of 738 amino acids. The transcript is spliced from 6 exons. Gene Ontology annotation, cellular component: membrane.